CGGCCUCGCGGCCAUGGCCACGGAGCGGCAGAGGGCCGUCCUGGAGCUGCUGCAGCGGCCCGGGAACGCGCACUGCGCGGACUGCGGCGCCCCAGGUCCCGACUGGGCCUCCUACACCCUGGGCGUGUUCAUCUGCCUCAGCUGCUCCGGCAUCCACCGCAACAUCCCCCAGAUCAGCAAGGUCAAGUCUGUCCGCCUGGACGCCUGGGAGGAGGCCCAAGUGGAGUUCAUGGCCUCCCACGGGAAUGCUGUCGCCAGGGCCACGUACGAGCCCCAGGUGCCGUCCUUCUACUACCGGCCCACGGCCUCCGACUGUCACCUCCUGCGGGAACAGUGGAUCCGGGCCAAGUACGAGCGGCAGGAGUUCACCGACCUGGAGAAGCAGGAGCCCUACUCAGCAGGGUACCGGGAGGGCUUUCUCUGGAAGCGGGGCCGGGACAACGGGCAGUUUUUAAGCCGGAAGUUCGUGCUGACCGAGCGAGAGGGAGCCCUGAAGUAUUUCAACAGAAAUGAUGCCAAGGAGCCCAAGGCCGUCAUGAAGGUGGAGCACCUGAACGCCACCUUCCAGCCAGCCAAGAUCGGCCACCCCCACGGCCUGCAGGUUACCUACCUGAAGGACAACAGCACCCGCAACAUCUUCAUCUACCACGAGGACGGGAAGCCUCCGCCCCCAGGAGAUGGUGGACUGGUUCAACGCGCUGCGAGCCGCCCGCUUCCACUACCUGCAGGUGGCCUUCCCGGGGGCCAGCGACGCCGACCUGGUGCCCAAGCUGACCAGGAACUACCUGAAGGAAGGCUACAUGGAGAAAACAGGGCCCAAGCAAACAGAAGGCUUCCGGAGGCGCUGGUUCACCAUGGACGACCGCAGGCUCCUGUACUUCAAGGACCCGCUGGACGCCUUCGCCCGGGGGGAGGUCUUCAUCGGCAGCAAGGAGAGCGGCUACACGGUGCUGGACAGGCUGCCACCGUCCACCCAGGGCCACCACUGGCCGCACGGCAUCACCAUCGUCACGCCGGAGCGCCGGUUCCUGCUGGCCUGCGAGACGGAGGCGGAGCAGCGGGCGUGGGUGGAGGCCUUCCGGAAGGUGGUGGACAGGCCCAUGCUGCCGCAGGAGUACGCAGUGGAAGCCCACUUCAAGCAUAAGCCCUAGCGAGGGACGGUCCCGGAGGCCUGAGGAACAUGGAUGCGGCGACGUGGCAGGGGCCGGACGGCAGGGCCUGCGGACCGAGGAAGCAGCCGCUGGCGCCGGGGCAGCCCGGGACCUGAGUGGCAGCCGCUGGCGCCCGCGUCUCUGAAGCCUCCUCCGUGGGCUGCCCGCCCCCACCCGCCGGGCCACCCUUCCCAAGGGCCCAGCAGCCCCUCCCUGACUCGCCCUGCCCCCCGCACAGGCACCCGCCCGGCCCGGGGCUCGACGGGGCUGCGGGGGGCCUGCAUGCCCCCCUCAAGAAGUAUUUAUUGAGCAUCGGCUGGGUGUCACUCUUGGGGUCCCGGGGCUGGAGGGGAACGCGUGGUCCUCACCCUCGGCUGACCUGGAGGCACGUGGGUCCUGGGGUCAGAGGCCUCCCGGCCGCCUGCGCCGGGCCCUGGGGGCGCCUUACUGUCCAGGCGCUGCCCGGCGUUCACCCCUUUCCCGGCCUGACCUCACCGCCGCGGCCCCUUGAGGCUGGAGGCCCGAGCCCCGCCCACCCCCGUGGCCCCGCCCCUCAGCGGCUGCGCCACCGACACCCUCCCCGGUGGGGACGUGCCUGGGAGAAGGGGGUGGUGCGGACUAUGGGGGGGGAGGGGUCCUGACCCCGUCCUGCUGCCCCUGCCCCCGUGUCGCCCCAGAGCGAAGCAGGGCCUGAGGGGCCUGGGUUGAGGGCUUGCCCCGAGCAGGUGGGGGGGCUCCUCAGGACAGAUGGGGCCCAGUCCUGUCCCAAGUCACCCAGGGGCCACCUCCCUCGCCAGCUCAGACCGGCUGCGAGCCUGGGCUGGCGCUGCGGCCGAGGGGCCCGGCCCCCCACGGAGCCCAGCUGACAGGCCCCCAGGGCGCAGGACAAGGGGCGAGGGCCCCCUCCUGACCAGGGCCUGCUGCAGCCGGCCGGCCGCCGUCCACUCCCCCCGCCUGAGAUGAGCCCUGGGCCGGCCUCCCGGCCCCUCCCCCAGGCCCGGACGCAGGGCGCCCACUCUGCACG
This is a messenger RNA of Pteronotus mesoamericanus, 2175 nucleotides long. It is a transcript of the gene ADAP1, whose product is annotated as ArfGAP with dual PH domains 1. The coding region runs from base 14 to 1144 and encodes 376 amino acids. The record is from RefSeq and is a predicted model, not a curated record. Gene Ontology annotation, biological process: positive regulation of GTPase activity. Gene Ontology annotation, cellular component: intracellular membrane-bounded organelle; cytoplasm; plasma membrane. Lineage: Eukaryota; Metazoa; Chordata; Mammalia; Chiroptera; Mormoopidae. Gene Ontology annotation, molecular function: phosphatidylinositol bisphosphate binding; GTPase activator activity; phosphatidylinositol-3,4,5-trisphosphate binding. The transcript is spliced from 11 exons.